GUUCGCCCCUCCACAUCACCAACUAACCUCACCACGUAACAACACAGUCGCCAACAUGACUUCCACAAUUGGGAUCCCCAUCAAGCUCCUCAAUGAGGCUCAGGGCCAUAUCGUCACUCUCGAGAUCACCUCCGGCCAGACCUACCGUGGCAAGCUUAUUGAAGCCGAGGACAACAUGAACGUCCAACUCAAGGACAUCACCGUCACAGCCCGCGACGGGCGCGUCAGCCAUCUCGAACAAGUCUACAUCCGCGGCAGUCAUGUGCGAUUCUUUAUUGUGCCGGAUAUGUUGAGAAACGCCCCCAUGUUCCGCUCCCGCAACGUCCGCGGCCGCGGUGUCGGUCUCGCCCGCGGUCGUGCGACAGUCAGUAGGGCGCGCGCCGGUGGUCGUGGCGGCGCCAGAUAGAAGACAACGCCGCCUCUCGUCAGACUCAUCGAACAAGACCAGACCCAGACCGAGAAUCAUUGAAUGUUCACAACGCAAUGCAAUAUUGGGGCACAAUAAUCGCCAUGUUGUGGCUCCUUUUCUCCGCGCGCAACGACAACCGCUAUUUUGAUAUUUUAGGCGUUUUGGGGGGGGAAACAAUAAAGCAAAUUUUGAUCUUCUUUCUACCGAAAAUGGGGGGCAGCGAGUUGGAUGGAAAAGUCUGGGGGGAAAGCUUUGGAUGCCCAGAGAAGGAGGAACAGGAGGGAUGGGAAGGGUGGCUCAAGGCCGGCCAGAGAUGAGAAGGGACUGGAUUGAGUGCUGGGGCUGGGGUUGGAGGGUUGAGAGCCUCGAUGAGGAGUGAUAUGGACGACUCCAG
Messenger RNA from Neurospora hispaniola, 803 nucleotides. Its product is annotated as putative small nuclear ribonucleoprotein SM D3. Gene Ontology annotation, molecular function: RNA binding. Gene Ontology annotation, cellular component: SMN-Sm protein complex; commitment complex; U1 snRNP. The coding region runs from base 56 to 406 and encodes 116 amino acids. The transcript has 4 exons. The record is from RefSeq and is a predicted model, not a curated record. Gene Ontology annotation, biological process: RNA processing; spliceosomal snRNP assembly. Lineage: Eukaryota; Fungi; Ascomycota; Sordariomycetes; Sordariales; Sordariaceae.